CCCCCCAAGAUGUAUCCACAAGGCCGACAUCCGCCGCCACAUCAGCCCGGUCAGCCUGGCUUCAAAUUCACAGUAGCAGAGUCUUGUGACAGGAUUAAAGAUGAAUUCCAGUUCCUGCAAGCCCAAUAUCACAGUCUCAAGGUGGAGUAUGACAAACUGGCCAAUGAGAAGACGGAGAUGCAACGCCACUAUGUCAUGUAUUAUGAGAUGUCCUACGGGCUCAACAUAGAGAUGCACAAACAGACGGAGAUUGCCAAACGGCUCAACGCAAUUUUAGCUCAAAUUAUGCCCUUCCUGUCUCAAGAGCACCAACAGCAGGUUGCUCAGGCAGUGGAGCGGGCAAAGCAGGUGACUAUGACUGAGCUGAAUGCUAUCAUCGGGGUACGUGGACUUCCCAAUCUGCCGCUCACCCAGCAGCAGCUUCAGGCACAGCACCUCUCCCAUGCCGCUCACGGGCCUCCCAUCCAGAUGCCACCUCACCCCUCGGGCCUGCAGCCGCCCGGCCUCCCGCCCGUGACGAGCGCUGGAUCAGGACUGCUUGCACUUGGCGCUCUGGGCAGCCAAGCCCACCUCCCCGUGAAGGAUGAGAAAAACCAUCACGAUCUGGAGCACAGAGACAAAAUGGUAAUAAAGUGUUUGGUUUUCCCUUUGCAGAAUAACUCCAUAUCCCCAUCAGAAAGCUUACGCACAGCCAGCGAGAAGCACCGCAGCUCCUCUGACUACAGUUUGGACUCGAAGAAACGCAAAGUGGACGAGAAGGACAGCAUGAGCCGAUAUGACAGUGACGGAGAGAAAAGUGAUGACCUGGUGGUAGAUGUGUCUAAUGAGGACCCCACCACUCCGCGGGCCAGCCCGGUGCACUCCCCACCUGAAAAUGGCAUUGAUAAGCCCCGCCCUCCAAAGAAGGACACACCCAACAGCCCUGCAUCAGUGGCGUCGUCUGGAAGCACGCCGUCGUCCAAGGCCAAGGAGCUCAGUCAUAAUGACAAAUCCUCCACGCCUGGCCUCAAGUCCAACACUCCCACCCCCCGCAACGACGCCCCCACCCCGGGCACCAGCUCCACUCCCGGCCUCAGACCCAUCCUGGGCAAACCCCCAGGCAUGGAGGCUCUAGCAGCACCAGCUCUACGUACCCCUCUGUCCAUCGCAGGCUCUUACCCUACCCCCUUUGCCAUGAUGGGCCAUCAUGAAAUGAAUGGAGGUCUGACCAGUCCGAGUGUAUAUGCUGGUCUGCACAUCUCGCCUCAGAUGAGUGCUGCGGCCGCUGCAGCCUACGGACGCUCCCCUAUGGGGUUUGAUCCUCACACCCACAUGAGAGCACCAGGCCUCCCAGCCAGCCUCACAUCCAUUUCUGGUGGCAAACCGGCUUACUCCUUCCACGUCAGCGCAGAUGGUCAGAUGCAGCCUGUGCCCUUCCCACCUGAUGCCCUGAUUGGCCCGGGUAUUCCUCGCCAUGCCCGUCAGAUCAACACACUGAGCCACGGCGAGGUGGUGUGCGCUGUUACUAUCAGCAACCCCACACGCCACGUCUACACUGGUGGCAAAGGCUGCGUCAAAAUCUGGGACAUUAGCCAGCCCGGCAGCAAAAGUCCUGUGUCCCAACUGGACUGUCUGAACAGGGAUAACUACAUCCGCUCUUGUAAGCUACUGCCUGAUGGUCGCACAUUGAUUGUUGGAGGCGAGGCCAGCACAUUGACCAUCUGGGAUCUGGCCUCUCAAACACCGCGCAUCAAGGCUGAGCUCACCUCCUCGGCCCCGGCAUGCUACGCCUUGGCCAUCAGCCCUGAUGCCAAAGUCUGCUUCUCCUGCUGCAGUGAUGGAAACAUCGCCGUUUGGGAUCUGCACAACCAGACUCUUGUUAGGCAGUUCCAAGGUCAUACGGAUGGUGCUAGCUGUAUCGACAUAUCCCAUGAUGGCACUAAGCUGUGGACAGGCGGUCUCGACAACACUGUUCGCUCCUGGGAUCUGAGGGAGGGUCGACAGCUGCAGCAGCAUGAUUUCACAUCACAGAUCUUCUCGUUGGGCUACUGUCCGACCGGAGAGUGGCUCGCCGUGGGGAUGGAGAGCAGCAACGUGGAGGUGCUCCACCACUCAAAGCCUGACAAGUAUCAGCUCCACCUGCACGAGAGCUGCGUCCUCUCUCUCAAGUUCGCCUACUGUGGAAAAUGGUUUGUAAGCACUGGGAAGGACAAUCUGUUGAAUGCUUGGAGGACUCCUUAUGGCGCCAGCAUAUUCCAGUCCAAGGAAUCCUCAUCUGUCCUGAGCUGUGACAUCUCGACAGACGACAAGUACAUUGUGACCGGCUCUGGUGACAAGAAGGCCACUGUGUAUGAAGUGAUCUACUAGAGCGGACUGCUUUGGAUCAGAGCAUGUUCAUGCUCAGGAACAACAGACUCCAUCUACCUUCCCUCACAAAGACAGCAUGGAUGUUGCCUGCAGCCCCGGGGG
Molecule: messenger RNA, 2448 nt
Organism: Limanda limanda (common dab)
Lineage: Eukaryota; Metazoa; Chordata; Actinopteri; Pleuronectiformes; Pleuronectidae
Gene: tle3a
Product: TLE family member 3, transcriptional corepressor a
Exons: 19
Coding region: 10-2346 (778 amino acids)
Biological process (GO): regulation of DNA-templated transcription; negative regulation of canonical Wnt signaling pathway
Cellular component (GO): nucleus; transcription regulator complex
Molecular function (GO): transcription corepressor activity; protein binding
Source: RefSeq, a predicted model, not a curated record